Messenger RNA from Saccostrea echinata, 1473 nucleotides. RefSeq lists its product as uncharacterized. The coding region runs from base 319 to 1464 and encodes 381 amino acids. The transcript is spliced from 4 exons. The record is from RefSeq and is a predicted model, not a curated record. NCBI's taxonomy places the organism in Eukaryota, Metazoa, Mollusca, Bivalvia, Ostreida, Ostreidae.
GAACACUGAUAGGUAUGAAUUUAUCAAAACUAGGAAUAAAUACGAACUUCCAAUCUGUAAAUUCAUGUGGAGAAAACUAAUCGAUCUAUUUAUUUUGUACUUGACAAACUUCAUUGUUAUGCAGAGUUAAGCCCAGAUUGGCUAAACUGCUAUCUCUGGGUAAGGCGUUAAAAAGGGGUUAAACAUAUUUUGAGUGGUGGUUAUUAGAUUGAGAAAUGCAUAAGAAUUUGGGCGUGUUUUCAAUCAGGAAGGGCUUAUUUCGGGUAUAUCAAUACGUAACCAAUAUUUGAGAGCUGAUUCUGAAAACUGUCUUCCAACAUGGCGAAACUGUUGAUUUUGUACAUUUACUUCUGUCUUAACAUUGUGAAAUACGCUUCCGGGCACGGAAGAUUGUGGGAGCCCCCGGCAAGAAGUACCCUUUGGAGAAGGGGGUUUCAUACCACCCAUAACUACGACGACAAUGCUCUAUUCUGCGGAGGAUUUUCGGUUCAGAUGAUGAACGGUGGUAAAUGUGGAAUUUGUGGCGACCCCUUCAAUGCACCGCAGCCUCGGGACCACGAAGCAGGAGGAAAGUAUGCCUCCGGUAUCAUAACGAGGCACUAUACCGAGGGGCAACUAAUCGACGUCGACGUGGAUAUCACAGCAAACCACAAGGGGUGGUUUGAAUUCCGACUUUGUCCAAAUAAUGACGUAAAAAAAAUUGCAACCCAGGCUUGCUUCGAUAAUAAUCUGCUAAAGUUUGCAAAUAAUUCAACAAGGAUGCAUAUAUCUACUGCAGUCGGUAUGCACCACGCUCAAUUACAGCUACCACCCGGUCUGACGUGCACCCAGUGCAUCUUACAAUGGAAAUACCACACAGGAAACAGCUGGGGCGUUGAUCCCUCGGGAAAAGGAUGUAUAGGGUGUGGCUCCCAGGAGGAAUUCUAUGGUUGUUCUGAUAUAGCUAUUGAAAGCAAGAGUGGAAACCAAGCGAAUGCCGUCUCAACCGCAAAAACAACAACGACAAAACGACCUACAACAUCAACGACGACAAAACAACCUACAACAACAAAAAUAACAACAAGCACCACGACUCCGACAACAACAAGCACUACAACUCCGACAACAACAAGCACCACAACUCCGACAACAACAACAGUGAAAGUAACAACUCCAACGACAACUAAAACCACAACUACAACAAAACCUACAACAACCACAACAGCAAAACCGAGCACUACCACAGCAACAACAACGACGACGACUACUACAAAAAAACCAAAAACAACAACAAAACCAACAUCUCCUUCAUCUACAACUGCUGCUUCUAAUGGCAGUGGUGCUCGUCCCGUUCCCGGGGGAAUGAGCCGCAAAAAGAAGUGCGGACCUACCUACGUCUGGAAGAAGACACCGGGCAUGCAGCAGUGGUGUGAAACGAACUGUCGGAUGGGAUAUUGCCCAGCGUCACACUGUGUUUGUGUGUAAACUCUUAUU